AUGUCUCGCUCCAUCGCCAUCACGGCCGUCGAUGGCCAUACCGGCUUUCUGAUCGCCGAACUUCUCCUCACCGAUGACACCUUUAAAAAGAAGAUCGGGUCUGUUGCAGGCCUGAGUCUGAACCCUGACUCUGAAUCGGCCCAGGAACUGUCGAGCCUCGGUGCCAAGAUCGUCCCUCACAAGCCUGGCGACCUGAAGACGAUGGUUUCUUCUCUCCAGGAGCUCAAGGCGGACGUGAUGUGCCUGAUCCCACCCGCGCACAAGAAGAAAUAUGACAUCACAGUCGAGUUGAUCGAGGCGACAAAGCAGGCGGGGAUUCCUAAUGUGUGUUUUUUGAGCUCUGCAGGGUGCGACCUUGCCGAGCGCGACAAGCAGCCGAACCUGCGCCAGUUCAUCGACCUGGAAGCGCUCUUUAUGGCCUCCAAGGGCGACGCCAGCACCUCGACGGGCCAUUCGCCCGUUGUGAUCCGGCCCGGGUUCUAUGCAGAGAAUCUGCUGAUCUACUCCAAACAGGCCCAGGAACAGGGCAAGCUUCCUCUUCCGGUCGGCAAGAACAACAAGUUCGCCCCGAUCGCUUUAGGUGACGUUUCGCAAGUUGUCGCCCAUGUCUUGACCGGGGAAGGGAAGCACGGAUUCAGCGACCAGCACAGAGGCCAAUUGAUGGUCUUGACGGGUCCCAUGCUCACCACCGGCGAUGAGCUGGCCACCGCGGCCAGUAAUGCUCUCGGACAGGAGCUGAAGUUUGAGGAUAUUUCGGAGAAAGAAGCGCUGAAAGUCCUCCAGGCGCAGUCCGACAGUGACGAGUCGGAGCUCCAGUAUCUCUUGGAAUAUUAUUCCCUCGUGCGAGAGGGAAAGACCAAUUACAUCUGUACGACUGCGUUCCACGACGUGACUGGAGGACACCCACAAGAACCAGUCGACUUUUUCAAGGUUUACGCGGAAUCGCUACAGCCAAAGCACAAGAGCAAGCGGCGCAAGUUGAGCACGGGCAAGAAAUAGACUGAGAUGUACAAUCGAACAUAAUUCUCUACUUCAGAUAAUAUGAAAUGUCAUCUAUACCGUUGA
Aspergillus nidulans FGSC A4 is the source of this 1065-nucleotide messenger RNA. Its product is annotated as protein cetL. Bases 1 to 999 code for a protein of 332 amino acids. Lineage: Eukaryota; Fungi; Ascomycota; Eurotiomycetes; Eurotiales; Aspergillaceae. The transcript has 4 exons. The record is from RefSeq and is a predicted model, not a curated record.